AUGAUGAGCCUGACAAGUAACAUUAAGAAGAUCCUUUAUGUUUUCAAAGAGGUCACUCCUGCUCUUAGUAGCGGGGUUCUCUUAGUGACUCUGCUGUCAUGUGUUCUGUUUGGCAUCCAGACUUAUUUUAACUUGACUCAAGGCAUCCUCAGCAUCGGUAAGAGUGUUUUUCAGAGUGGGCACAUCCACAGGGUCUUUGUGUAUCCGUUCUACCACAGAACCUUUGCUCAGCUCCUGCUCAACAUCACGGCCGUGCUGUUUCUGUGUGGCAGCGUGGAGAAAGGCCUCGGCACGAUGCGGUUCAUCUUCCUUUUCCCCCUGCUGUCCUCCACCACGGGCCUCUUUUACAGCUUCUUGGACUUCCUGCAGGAAGUGGACAUGCAGACACCCACGGAAGGCUUGCUUCCUGUUACGCUGGCCUGUGUGGCUCUGACGACCCUGCACACGAAGACGGCCAGAGCUUUUCUGUGCGGCGUCAGCUUCCCCACCUUUGCCCUCCCUUGGGUGCUCCUCCUGAUCUGCACCGCCCUCAUCCCCCGCAGCGUGAUGCUCUGCAACGUCAUCGGGAUCCUGGUCGGGUGGAUGUUCGGGAGAGGGUGGCUCUCGCUGGUGGAGCUGUCCGAGGCCAGGGCGGGAGUUCUGGAGAAGAGGAUCCCGUUCAGGUUGCUGAAGAGCGCCUGUGGUGACCUGUUCAUUCCGGCCUCCGCCGAGGAGAGGAGGAAAACCCUCCUCCCACAAGUCAACCCCACACCUGGGUCUUACCCAGUCCAAGCUUACGCUCCGGCGUCCAGCGUCAAAGCGGCGGCGGCUACCUACGAAGGCUGGCCGAACCCGUCCAGCCCAUUGUCCAGUUCGGUGCCACCCCACAGCCACAGCCCACACGGUCAUCUCUCGGCUCACGCCUCGGGCCACGCACACGGAAGCUUCACAGGCCAGAGCUUUGGCCACAGCUGCCACCACGGUCACAGUCAUCAUGGCCUGCAACACUAG
Menidia menidia (Atlantic silverside) is the source of this 990-nucleotide messenger RNA. Lineage: Eukaryota; Metazoa; Chordata; Actinopteri; Atheriniformes; Atherinopsidae. The record is from the annotation of a GenBank genome assembly.